Angiostrongylus costaricensis is the source of this 1134-nucleotide messenger RNA. The record is from the annotation of a GenBank genome assembly. NCBI's taxonomy places the organism in Eukaryota, Metazoa, Nematoda, Chromadorea, Rhabditida, Metastrongylidae.
CUGCAACUAAUAAAAGUUUUUGAAUGCAUUAGCUUACUUGAAUACUUGGAUGGCACAUCUUCACUGGUUGUUGUUCAAGAAGUCUUCACAACUGGAUAUUCGUUUAUGACACCUUCAGGACGUAUCUCUAAAUACGGGAUAUUCUGGGGGCCAGACGACCCGCGCAAUGUCAUUCGUGAAGUGCCCGGCGUAACACAUGUUGCCGCAAUGUUAAUGGCAAUAAUAGAUGCCGUACGCAUUGUGAGUCAGUGUCGUUUUCGUUUUGGCGAUGAAAUGAACACAAAUGGUGAAAUGGCUACUACAUCCUCAAACGAUUGGCCUGUUGUUUACACUAUGGCAAUGUGUAAAUCCUCGAACAAUGGGUUCAACUCAGCAUCUUACGUUACCGUUUGGUCAGACAAGCGUUGUGGACAGAAUACAAUGCAUCGACUUGCAAUGAUGCCAGUGACUCUUUUUCGAGCGCAAUUAGCUGCUAUCGAAGAGGCACUCAGACAGGCUGUUGAUAAUCGCCUUCCGCGUGUCGUCGUAGUGACUGAUUCACAAGCAUUCCUUUUGAACUGGCGAAAGGGAUGGUUAAAAACAACCGGGUCUCCUGUUCCAAACAAGUUUCUUUACGAUCGAAUAAGGGAUCUUACACAAUCCGAUACAGAAGUGCGCUUCCGUUAUGAAGCGCCGCAAGCAGAUAACAGUAUGUGGUCAGAGGCUAUCGAUAAGUGCUUCGAGGCAAUAGAUCUUCCACUUGUGGGCAAAGACCGUUCGGAGUAUAAGAGAGAUAUAUCAGAAGUAAAGGAUAUGAAUAAGCGCGGAGGAAUCAUAUGGGAGACAGACGGAAAGAUUCAUCAUGGGCUUAUUAACAUACUAGAGAAGGCCACUUCUGUGGGAUUCAAACAUAUUGUCGUGCGUACGAACUCCGUCCGUCUAAUUCUGGCAUCUGAGAACUGGCUGCCAAUUUGGCAUCGGAAUGGUUGGCGAAAUUCAUUGCACAAACCAAUUGCAGACGCUGACUCUUGGAAGAAGAUUUGGUGGCUGAAGAAAACUGUAUAUUGGGAACUAAUGGAUCCACCGAAUGACGACGACAAAGCUGCGGCGGCUCAGCUAUUCUUUUCUGAUGAUGUCAAUGAACUACAAUUGUAA